AUGCCUGCUAGGGUUCUCGUCAAGAUCCUUGUCGGUGGAGCGGGUGUGGUCGCUGGAUACAGCCGCCAUGAGCACGCCGUGGUUCACAACGGUAUCUUCCGCGAGCAUCGGUGGCAGGGGGGUAGUCAACUUCGGCCUGGUACCACAAGAGACCAUGUCUAUGCCCGACUUCAGGGGCUUGACUUUAUCACGGCAGAGACAGCAGCGGCACUAGAGGUAGUCAACAAGGCUUACAAGGACUACUCGUGGUCAGGCAGUGUUGCAUGCUCGUACCAGAGCGGCCUGGAGAUAGUUCCUCUGACCGAGCUGAGAGCUACGCUGGAGCGCGAGACCUGUUGCGAGUCCGAAUUGCUGAAAAUGGAUGACUGGGCGACCUGA
Colletotrichum navitas is the source of this 378-nucleotide messenger RNA. RefSeq lists its product as uncharacterized. The record is from RefSeq and is a predicted model, not a curated record. The transcript is spliced from 3 exons. The coding region runs from base 1 to 378 and encodes 125 amino acids. NCBI's taxonomy places the organism in Eukaryota, Fungi, Ascomycota, Sordariomycetes, Glomerellales, Glomerellaceae.